This is a messenger RNA of Gekko japonicus, 1993 nucleotides long. It is a transcript of the gene KLC3, whose product is annotated as kinesin light chain 3. Gene Ontology annotation, cellular component: kinesin complex; cytoplasm; membrane-bounded organelle. The coding region runs from base 69 to 1514 and encodes 481 amino acids. Gene Ontology annotation, molecular function: kinesin binding. The transcript is spliced from 10 exons. Lineage: Eukaryota; Metazoa; Chordata; Lepidosauria; Squamata; Gekkonidae. The record is from RefSeq and is a predicted model, not a curated record. Gene Ontology annotation, biological process: axo-dendritic transport.
AGUGGAACACGCUCUCCCGAGCGCGGAAGAAGUCUCCUCCUCCGGCGGAGGGUUGAGAUUUCCACGCCAUGUCCAUCGCGGUGGAAGCGGGCGACGACCCGUCGGGGCGGAUGACGGCUGAGGGCAUUGUCAUGAACACGCGGCAGGUGAUGAAGGGCCUGGAGGCCCUGCGGAGCGAGAACUGGAGCAUCCGCCAGCGGCUCCAGGAGGCCUUGCGGAAGGAGGGGCAGCUCCGGAGCCAGAGGGAGGAGGCGGCCGUGGAGGCCCUGGACUUGCAGGCCCUGGAGCUGCUGGAGGAGAAGCACCACCUGGUCUGCCAGAGCCUCGAGGGGAUUGAGCUGGGCAUCGCUGAAGCGCAGAUGAUGAUCGCGCUGUCCUCCCACAUCGGGGCCCUGGAGGCCGAGAAGCAGAAGCUGCGGGCCCAGGUGAAGCGGCUCAGCCAGGAGAACGUCUGGCUCCGGGAGGAGCUCUCCAUCACCCAGCUGCGGCUGCAGCAGAGCGAGGAGACGGUGGCCCAGCUGGAGGAAGAGAAGAAGCACUUGGAGUUCCUCAACCAGCUCAAGCAGUACGACCCCAGAGAGGACCAGGCGGAGAAGGAGGACCUGGCCGACAGGAAGGACACCCUCUCUCCCCUUUUCCCUGGUGAAGAUGACGACCAGAGGCACGGAAGUCCGAGCGCGGCAGCUCAGCAAGGGGGUUACGAGAUCCCCGCGCGCCUCCGGACCCUGCACAACCUGGUCAUCCAGUACGCCUCUCAGGGGCGCUACGAAGUGGCCGUGCCCCUCUGCAAGCAGGCGCUGGAGGACCUGGAGAAGACCUCCGGACACAGCCACCCGGACGUCGCCACCAUGCUGAACAUCUUGGCCCUGGUGUAUCGGGACCAAAACAAGUACAAGGAAGCAACGCUGAACGACGCCCUCGACAUUCGGCAGCAGACUUUGGGGGUGGAGCACCCUGCGGUGGCCGCCACCCUCAACAACCUCGCUGUGCUCUAUGGCAAGCGUGGGAAAUACACGGAGGCGGAGCCGUUGUGCAAACGGGCCUUGGAGAUCCGCGAGAAGGUGUUGGGUACGGAUCACCCCGAUGUGGCCAAGCAGCUGAACAACCUGGCCCUCUUGUGCCAGAACCAGGGCAAAUUCGAGGAAGUGGAGCAAUACUACCAGAGGGCUCUCUGCAUCUACCAAACCCGGCUGGGCCCCGAGGACCCCAACGUGGCCAAAACCAAGAACAACCUGGACACUCUAGGCCACCUCCGGCGCAGCAGUUCCUUCUCCCGCUUCCGUGAGUCGAUCAAACGCAGCAGUGAGAAGCUCGUCUCCAAACUCAAAGGGGAAGGGGUCCGGCGUGCCCCACCGCCCCCACCCUCAGUGCUGAAGCGGGCCACGUCUCUCAACGUCCUGCACGUGGGCGAGAGACCGGCUGCUGUGUCCCCCACGCAGCCCAGCCGGCCCCUGUCCAACUCACGCAGCCUGAGCUACAGCACCCAGAACCUCGCACAGAGCGGCUCUCCCUAGGACGUGGCGGGCGGGAACCUGCCUUUGCCUCGCCCCCAGCGGCUGGGCCAGAGACGGAGCUUCUCGCCCCCUCCGGCUUCCUGCUCGGGCCUGCAAGGAAGGGAGACCUCGACUGCUACGGACAAUCUCCUGUUUCUCAGGAAGGGGGGGGGAGAGACACACACGUCCAGCAGAGGACUCCGUCGCCCUCCUGCGCUGCCUUCGGACUCUUUGCAUACGCUCCGCGGAUUUGCACACUUCUCCCCGGCCUCCGCCCGUCAAACAAAAUCUUGGCUGCUGCUACUAUCCAAAAAGUCACUAUUUAUUCUAUUUAGGCAACUGACUAUGCUUCCCCCCCCUCUGCCCAUAAAGAUGGCUGGAAUUAGGUGGUGCAUGCUGUCUCUCUCAAGCCACACGUGGGGAUGGGUGACGGGGAAGGGGCAAAAACCUUUGGGGGGGGUGUUUGUUGUUCAGUCACACAGUCGAGUCCGACUCUUCGC